This is a messenger RNA of Tribolium madens (black flour beetle), 1879 nucleotides long. RefSeq names its product shootin-1. Lineage: Eukaryota; Metazoa; Arthropoda; Insecta; Coleoptera; Tenebrionidae. Bases 331 to 1803 code for a protein of 490 amino acids. The transcript is spliced from 6 exons. The record is from RefSeq and is a predicted model, not a curated record.
UUGAUAUAUUAUGAGUCACUCCCUCCUCUAAUAUAGCAUACUUCCAUACAAAACGGAAAAGAUAUCUUUAGCACUUUAGAUUUUAUUCUGUUGUCAGAUUGUAACUGUGAACGGUGUAGCAAAGCUCGAGGCUAUUAUAAUACGUUCAAGCCGGUAAAAGGACACGGUAUUGCUACUUUCACCAUACACCUUUUUGCCUUUUGUUUACAACAAAUACAUGUCAAGUGCAAGAUCCGAUCUGUUCGAAGCGAUUUUGGGAGUCAAAUUUAUUACCAUGACGUGUAAUWAAAGCCCGGGCAUCCAUGGGUCGCAUAUAAAAACCGUUACAAUAUGAAUAUAACAAACGGCAAUCGAUGUUCAAAUAAGCUGACUAAUGGUAAUUCAAACAUUCCGUUGCGGAGRACCUCCAUGAAUCGGUCGAAUUCGACGACACCGCCGCCGUCGCCUUCCCGAAUUCCGGUGAAUAAUCCGGAGGYUCAAAAAUGGAAAUUGAAAUACGAAGAGACGGAGCAAAAACGUAAAAGUAUCCUCAGCGAGAAGGAAAAAAUUGCAAGACAGUACAAUGAGUUGCAAAGAAAAAAUCUGGACCUUCAACUGAAAAAUGAACAGUUGGAAACCGAACUGUUUGAAAAAAACGAACACUACACAAAAUUAUCGGAAGUUUCGAAAAAAGUCUACACGGAGUACGAAAAGCUGAAAAAUCGAUAUGAAACUGAAACAACAGCGAUGUCGAGUGCACUUCAAGAUGCGUCACAUUGGUACAAGGAAAAUAAAAAGUUGAAAAGACAGACAAUGCAUCUGUUGGAUACAGACACUGUUGAUGAAGGUGUGGAUGCUGGUGAAUCCACCGGAGAUUCAGAUAUCGAAAAUUUGAAUAAAACUAUCAAACAAUUGAGUUCCGAAGUUGCGGAAUUGCAAACCGAAGUCGAUACUUUAAAACACAUUGAGUUCACAACGUCCGAACAAAAUGUAAAAUUGUCCGAAGAAUUAGAAUUUGAGAAAGAAAAAAAUAAGAAACUCGAGCACGAUUUCCAUGAGCUGAAAAAACAGUACGAGCAAAUAAUUCGAGUUUCGGAAAUGAUGAAAAACGAACUGACUCACUUGAAAGAGGUGGAAGAGAAGCAGAGAAAUAGUGUUGUGAUUUUAAGAAGAGAAGCUGAUGAUUAUAAAAAAGAACGAAACGUUUUGGCACACCAAAGUACACUCCUGCUUGAAGGGCUCGGUAGUGAAAAUCAGGACAAUUUCAUGGUUUUGCUCCAAGAUGUGGAGCAGUUGAAACGGACUCUCGAGGAGGAGAGGAACCGCUACGAAGAGGAGUUAAAUUCAUUACAAGAGAAAUUAGAAAUGGCUGAGAAGAAUUCGCAAGUUGAAGUGCUUGAAGAGCGGCUGCAACUCGCGGAAUCCGAACUGCAGGAAGCCCUAGAAAGGGCGGAAAAGGCCGAAGAAGCGCUCAAAAGGCCCCCAGCGCCGCCGCCGCCACCACCCCCGGCUCUUUUCAGCGAACCUCCAACGGUCCCGUUAAGGGUGAAGCGGAGGUCAAGGGCCAAUAUUGCCGAACUCGCGGAUGUGAUUGGGGUCAAAGAACCGGCAGUCCCUGAUUGCAAAAAAGUCACAACUGGGGUUAACGAAGACAUUAUUAAUACGAUAAAAUCGGGGAAAUUUACCUUAAAAAAAGUCAAAAAUGAUAACAAAAAAGAACGUGAGGGUAGUAAAGCCGUGUCCGAACUUUUGAAUAUUUUAGGAAGUUUGAGAAAAGCACCGAAAAGUCGGCAAAGCUUAUGCAAUGGGGACGUUGCAUUGUAAGUAUUUUUAGUCAUGUAUAUUAUAGCUGCCAUAUUUUUGUAUUUUUUAUAUUGUUGAAUAAAAGAAUUUAUACAAA